Molecule: messenger RNA, 4922 nt
Organism: Amoebophrya sp. A25
Lineage: Eukaryota; Dinophyceae; Syndiniales; Amoebophryaceae
Source: the annotation of a GenBank genome assembly
UUUCUACAUUUUCAUCGGAUACAGCUCCCGGACUCCGCCAUUCUAGCACUUUGGGAUCAAAUCAUACUGCCGAAAUUUAUGAAGUAGAAUCAAAUAUCUCAAUCUCAAACAAAAAUGUUACCUGCUAUAUCUCUAGAUUGCUAAUAAAUGUUCACCUAUAUCUAUCACGCGGGCUGGUCCUGGAGCGUUCAUUCGCCCUCAGCUACUUUAUGUAAUGGUCGACUCUAGCUAAAAGUGGAAUGAUGUAAGUAUUGUUCGUCGUAGACAAAACGAAAGAAACAAAUACAAAUAGACGCUUCUGCUUGUUGUGCUUCAUCUUGUUCGCCAGCACGACUACAUCCAGUACCUUCUAGACCAACAGGAGCCCACAGUUACAGCGUCUCCGUCUAACUAUCGGCGUGGUGCCUUGCAGAACUCCACGGUAGAGCUGCCCUCUUACAUGGCUGAAACAUUCAUUGGGCAGUGGAUAACGGAUCUGCGGAUGCGGAAUGAGGAGUAUAACAUUACGAAUCCAUCGACUUCAAAGGUUGUCGUUGUAUAUUUAGUUGUACUAGUUGCAGAAGUAGAUGCAGAAGUAGAUUCACACUCAGCAGAGGAAGUAGUGAAAAUAUCUCGAUGUUGUCGGACUAGGACAUUAACAUUGACAUGAGUACUAUUUUAGUAGAACAAGUAGAAGUAUCUUAACCUUAUCGAGGUCGUCGUGUAGAAGUACUAGAAGAUACAUUUACGUCAACGUCCUCGUGGUCUUUCACUAGGAGAAAGUGUCUAGCUUCAACUAAACACUAGUAGGCUUAUGAGGAUUAGUAAAGAUCUUGUUGUAUUUCAUUUUCACGUAGUUGAUUAUCUUGAAUGCUUUGUUCUUCCAUGAUAGUGAGUGUUUGAUGUGUCGUUGUUGAAACUUGAGACCUGUCAUGUGACUGUGGCGUCAUUACUGAGCUCCUCUCAGCUGAGACGAAUCUGUCCCUGACGAUGCCUAUUACUGGUCGUAGUGAUUAGCGGCCAUUAGCUAGUCAAGUGUAAGUGUCGUGAAAACCUUAUCACCAGAAAAUGAAUUUGAAUUUUGGGCGAUAAAAAACCACUUUUUCGAGAAUAAUUGAAAUUUCGACUUCAUUUUUUUGAAAUUUGAAACUUUGAAUUUCUACUUUUUCCAUCUGAGAGAAUCUGUGGAAUGUUGUAGAUAGCAAGAGGGCACACAGAUGCUUACUCUAUCAUAAUGUAGUAGAAGUAGGAUGUACUAUUAAAGUAGUAGUGAGAGGAUCUUCGCUCGAUAGGCCGGAAUAAAGACCAACUACGGUCGCACGUGAUGUACUGCUUCUGCUUCUACUUCAGAAGACGUAACUCUCUUUCCAAAAAUGUAGUUCUUUCACUCCUAGAAAGACUACUAAAGAAGUUUGUUGCUCAACCUAGAACAAGAGACAACAACAAGCUCCACCUCUAAGUUCUCUAAUCUCGAAGCAGAAGACAACAAAGAGCAGAUUGCGAGUACCUCUGUGGCGCCAUGGCCUCCAAAAGAACUUGUGCCGAUCGAAUUUUAUGCUCCAUCUCCUAAUCCAUCUCUAGUACAGGGAAGUAGAUUCGUCAACAAUUCAAGGGGAUCCGUCAACGUUUCAUCUGGCGUUGUACCCCAUGAAAAUAAAUGAAUGGCAACUGCAAUAUCUACUAGAAGACGUAGGUGGUGGACGAGUAGACCUAUUUACCUGUUAACUUUUUACUCCGUACUGUAGAUAGUUGACCUUGACGAGGACAGAGUAGAUAGACUGGAAGCGAGGGGAUAGCGCUCGUCUUAGCACCGACCACAGAGAUGUUCACAGAUAUCAAAAUCAAUGGUUUGCUAGGGACACUUAGCUCUCUCUAAGAGUUUGUUACCGAUUUAACAAUCGAGGUACUGCUUCGAAGUGGGAUGUGGGUAGAGUUUGCCAAAGAGAUACUGCGUUCGCUCGACGUCGUCGCCGCUCCGGAUGUUACGAUGAGUCACUCCUCUUGAGGGCGCUUGAUUGGUACACCCAAUUUUUAAACUCGUAAAAUCGAACCUCAAAUUGUUGAUGUCAGUAUGAAAAAGUUGGCCCCCAUUAAACUCGAAAAAUAUAAAAUUGUUCACAGCAUCAAAAAGGUGGCCCCCAUUUAAUGGUCGAAGCUCGCCGAUGCUAUUUUGGUUCUUUAUCUUUCCUCCGUGGCAGUUUCACUACCUCAAUUUUGAUAUACGCGUUAUUCUUGACCACAUUUACCUUACGUUAUAUCGACCUUGAAGUUCUUGAAUCUGUUGCGUCUUGCCGGUAGUUUAGAAGGGCUACUCACGUUAUUUUUGACCACAUGCACAUUACAGCGUUAUAUAGUUACUUAUAUAUCAUCGACCCACCUCCCACAAUGAUUUAUAUUACUCCCACAUCGUUGUGUUAUCAAUAUAUGAUUAAGGACGCUCUUUCUAAUAUCCAUGUAGAAAGCAUCUUUCGGGAGUUGCUGAUAAAAAACAUUGUGGAACAGAGUUCGGCAGGAGACGUUGAGAAGAGCAAUUCGACGAAUCAGAUGACGGGGUUUCUCCCAUUCGACGACUGCUAUCGGAUCCUCAAAGGCGUCGGGAAGAUUAUGAUUCUGACUUGCUCCAAAUUGGCUCCAAUAUGACUUCUUGCGCUUUCGGAAAAAAUGAUAAAAAUGCAGAUGGUCUAUCUCUAUAGGAUCGAUUGUAUUCCUAUUCCAGAAGUAGAAUACACAAUCGAUUUCUUGUUGGAUACAUAUCAUUCAAGAUUGGUGAUUCUUGCUUCGCCCCCUAAGAAAGGUAAUUACAUGUCGUGCGCCUACUUAUCGAAGGUAUUGUUCUUUCAAUCGGUAAAUGGACCUUGUCGAAGGCAUCUUCCUUUCAACUAGAGGAGAGAAAAGCUGUGUAUCCUGUCAACUAGAAGAAACAGAAAGGAAAGGUGGUUUCAAACUACACUCUGAUCGCAGCUACAUUCUGAUGGAACGUUCUAAGAAGACAUCGGGAAUGGAUUUCCGCUACUUCCGGCGCACCAUACAGGCCUUAGUUAUGGCUCUAUUAAAAAUCGUUGAUGUAGUCGUGCAUGUGCUAUAACUUCCUGCUUCCUCAGUCUCAGAGUCUAGCUCGAUUAGUACUAGUACUUGUACUUCUUCAACUUCUUCAGACUCUAGCACGUCUUGCUUCUUCUAGAAGAUGGACAUGUAGUCCUUCAGAUCAUUGAUGAGGUCAUUAUGAUUAUGUUGUUAGUUCCGCUAAUCCAAGCCUCAACUUUUCCUACGCGGACUUGUAUGACACUUACGUGCAGGCGGAAAAGGAAGAACGCCUCCGCCUUGAACAGUUCCAGUUAAGGCUUGUCAACAUAGUACUUUCUUUAUUCAUCUUUAGCGACAGGAUAAGGAUACUUUUUAACUUGUCUCAGUCAGACUAAUGAGUGAGUCAAUCCUUCUUGAAUAUCUCAGCAGAUUCUUUUUUCCACUAUGGUGCUAUUGCUUCUGGGGUAGGAGAGAACAUUUUUGCUGAGAAUACAAGUGCAAAAACUCUGUUGGCUCCUGUAGUACAAUGAAUGGAUGAAUCAAUGAAAAUCCUCUAAUCCAGUUGGCAGCGUUGAUCUUGGUGAAAGAGCGACUUCAGCGGCAGUUCAUGCGCGAGCUUGGUUUGGAAUCGGAUCAGAUUUUCUUAACGAUGCUCGGCUACAGUGCUCUCUUCAUACUGAUCUUCCUCUUCUUUUAUGGCGCACAAAGAAAAAGCAACCGGAUAGUUUUUCCCUCAUACCCUAGGUUUAUCCCAACAAACACAAUCUAUCGCAUCAAUCAUAGUUGAUUAUUCUCGUGUGAGCUGUGAAGUUGAGGGUGAGUGUGUAGUUGCCUGUAUCUGUAUGAGAGACCACUGUUAGUGGGUAUCUUUCAGGCUCAACAAUGUUAGUAGGUAUCUUGCUCUAAACGAUUGUUUGGCUCCAUGUCGUCAUCCUCCUUACGAGUUUCUUUUUCUUCUAGAUAGACCGUCGGUGAAUAAUUAACAUCAAAAUCCACAAAGUAGAUUUCUAAUUUUCGCUGCUCGUGUUGCAGAGUUUCGGUCCGGGUCAUAGUUUGAUCACGACUUCGGUCCAGGUCUUCUUCGCAGCUUUCGUUACCUUCAGUGUGGACCGGCUCAGCAGCGAGGGAAUCAACUUGCCGACUUAUCUAUUAAGGCAACUGUUACGACUUAUCUAUUUCUAUUAGGGUCGUGAUAUCAAGAACAUCGAUUGCUUAGCGCGCGGUCAUCUGGCUAUAAUCAUACUACUGGCAACAAGGCUAUGCCUUGUCCUUAAUCAGUCAAAUACCUAGUUUCUUUGCAACUAUUAAGGCCACUGCUACGAUUCCGUCUACGACCCUAAGGAAAAACUCCAUUACGCUUUCGCCCACAAGGACUGCUAGCUACAGCUAUUUCUUUGUGCCUCUUGUUUUAUUUCUCUCCAUAGAUUUGCGCUUGGUUUGAUUUACUUUCCAUAGGGUCUAGUAUCAGAGAUACUCUUAAAUACAAAUCUCCAUGCGCAUGCUCAUCUGAGGCAUGAGAGUUUUGUGAACAAAUCAACUGCAGUUGAUCUUGUCAGUCAGCAACUGUCUACCCUCCGUAGGCAUAGUGGCUAGUACUGGAGAUGCACUUAUACAACUCUCCGUGGGGAGAUCUAAUGUAAGGCAAAUUGAAGGCAGUAGUGAAGAAAUCCGUCAGGGUUAUGCACUAGCUCAUCUGCUGCUGGAGGAGAUAAGAGCAUUGGGCUAGUACGACAAGCUGCUGUGCGUGUACGUCAAGAAGACACCACAUGGGAUGCAGAUGCCAGUAGGUGCUGUUCUUGUACGAGGCGAAAAAUUAGAAUGGGACGAAGAUGCUAGUAGGCGCUGCUGUACGUGUAAGUCAAGAAGAAAGAUGGGAUGAAGAUGCCAGUAGGCGCUGUUGUACGAGAGGAAGACAAGAG